AUGUCUAAGCUCUUCAUUGGCGGCCUUGCAUGGCACACUGAGGAAGGCACCCUCAGACAGAAGUUUGAGGAGUUUGGUGCCGUCGAGGAAGCUGUCGUUGUAAAGGACCGCGACACUGGCCGCAGCCGUGGAUUCGGCUUCGUCCGCUACACUCAGGAUGGUGACGCUCAGAAGGCCAUUGCUGCCAUGAACAACGUCGAGUUUGAUGGACGCACUAUUCGCGUUGACAAGGCUUCCGACAACGGUCCCCGCGGUGGCGGUGGUGGUGGCUACCGCGGCGGCUUCGGCGGCGGUGGUGGACGUGGCGGCUACGGCGCCCCCCCUGUGCCUUAUGGAGGCGCUCCCGGCGGAUACGGCGUCCCCAACAUGGGCUACCAGCAGCAGCAGCCCGCCUACGGCCGCGGCUACCCCCCUCAGCAGCCCUACGGCGGUGCCCCUCCCCAGGAUGGCUACGCACCCCAGGCUCCCUACGGAUACGCCGACCCGUCUCAGCAGCCCCAGGGCGGCCGAGGCUAUUAGUGCUCGCUAGAUUUCGGAGAUUCGUUGCCCGCUAGUUGUCGGUUUUCGCAACUCGGGAACAUGCGGCCAAGACAUGUUGCCGACGCUCAACUGCUCCGAGUCUGACAGACGUUCGUGUGCGCGCCCGUUGGUUCGAUCGAGCUUUGGUAAUAUUCUU
Colletotrichum godetiae is the source of this 676-nucleotide messenger RNA. RefSeq lists its product as uncharacterized. Gene Ontology annotation, biological process: positive regulation of mRNA splicing, via spliceosome. The transcript is spliced from 5 exons. The record is from RefSeq and is a predicted model, not a curated record. NCBI's taxonomy places the organism in Eukaryota, Fungi, Ascomycota, Sordariomycetes, Glomerellales, Glomerellaceae. Gene Ontology annotation, cellular component: spliceosomal complex. Bases 1 to 519 code for a protein of 172 amino acids. Gene Ontology annotation, molecular function: RNA binding.